CGACCGCCAGUCUUGGUUAUAACUUUGGCAGCAGUGUUUUGGUACCAGUUAACAGUGCGGGACGAAAGAAGACCACGGUGCCGAUGCCAGACCGAUAGAACCGCGCCUCGAGGCAUUUCCGUUGGAACCGUGUUUUCGAGGGAAAACCGGAAGUUGAAACCAGUCGUUGAAACCGUGGAAGGAAAAGGGAGAAGAAACAAUUGUUUUUGUAGCACGUGUUAUGGUUCACUACGGCUGCGCGAAGACAGACAGCGGUGGAAUUGAAUGCUUCGUGGAGUUUAGUGAGUUCGUCUAAUUCGUCCGGAUCAUGUCAGUGGAAUAUACGUAUAGAGAUAAAGAAGAAUCAUCAAGCGCUCGCCUGUCCGUUAACGGACGUAAGAUUGGCGCCAUGGCCAGGUUCAUAGAACUUCUCGCAACCAUCGGUUCGUUUAUACUGAUGCUGGUGACGCUUCCUUUUUCCCUCUGCUUUACGUUCAAAGUCGUACAGGAAUACGAACGCGCCGUUGUGUUCAGGAUGGGCCGUCUCAAAGGUGGUGCUUAUGGUCCAGGGACCUUUUUCGUCAUGCCCUGCGUGGACAACUGUGUCCUCGUGGAUAUGAGGACCGUCUCAUUUGACGUACCGCCGCAGGAGAUCCUCACCAAGGACUCGGUCACCGUCAGCGUCGACGCGGUCGUCUAUUACCGAAUCAAGGAACCCCUCAACGCGGUGGUCAAGAUAGCAAACUACAGCCAUUCCACCCGGCUCCUGGCAUCCAGCACCCUGCGCACCGUCCUCGGCACACGUAGUCUGGCGGAAAUACUCUCGGAGCGAGAAACCAUAUCGCACACGAUGCAGAGCUCGCUCGACGAGGCGACCGACCCUUGGGGUGUCAAGGUGGAACGCGUCGAGAUAAAGGACGUCCGACUGCCCGUCCAACUACAGCGAGCUAUGGCAGCCGAAGCUGAGGCUGCGAGGGAAGCUCGGGCUAAAGUAAUCGCUGCCGAGGGUGAGAUGCGCGCAUCUCGUGCUCUGAAAGAAGCGAGUGACGUCAUUUCCGAAAGCCCGGCAGCUCUUCAGCUGCGGUACCUGCAAACCCUGAACAGCAUUUCUGCGGAGAAGAAUUCCACGAUUAUAUUCCCCCUGCCCGUUGACCUUCUGGCGCCUUUUCUAUCACUUGGACAGCACCAAUUUCGCCAGCCGCUUCCACAUACCUCUUAGGAUUCACCGGAGCUUAUACUCAAGGCUGUUUAAUACAAAUCAAGGAUAACUGGUACUCCUUGCCAAGGAACAGAGCAUUUACUCUGCAAACAAACUGUACGAAAUGGAGAACAAUUCGAGUUCAGAGGAGUGGAAGGAAUGUCGGAUGACUUGAUAAAAUAAAGUAUUUAUUAAUAUUUCAAAAUUUCUACUCGAAUAAGUCCACCAGCCUCUUUCACCUGAAUCAUGUUCGUAUUCUACUCAAGACACGUUUCAU
Messenger RNA from Diprion similis, 1454 nucleotides. Its product is annotated as band 7 protein AGAP004871-like. Bases 308 to 1198 code for a protein of 296 amino acids. The record is from RefSeq and is a predicted model, not a curated record. NCBI's taxonomy places the organism in Eukaryota, Metazoa, Arthropoda, Insecta, Hymenoptera, Diprionidae. Gene Ontology annotation, cellular component: plasma membrane. The transcript is spliced from 7 exons.